AAUAAUGUUAAUAGAAAUAAGAGAUUGGAUACUAGAUAGAUUUAUAUAAGAUGCGAUCAAAUACUAAUUUUAAUGCAAGAAAUAAUAAACAUACUGAUUUAUAAUUGACGACGUACAAUAGUAUGAUUUAAGAAAAAAUAUUUUCAAAACCGUGAAAAGUUUUGAAUUAUUAUACGGUUUUAAAGUUGUAAAGAUUUAGUUUCAGAAGUUUAUUGCAAGGUACCAAGUUUUUGUGGCUCAGAAUUGUUUAGCUUUAGUUUGGCAUCUUAGUGGUACUGAAGUAAAAGCAUUCGAAAAGUAUUCCAGUGACAAUAUCAAAUAUGGUUUUUCACAAAGCACCAGCUAUUCCUAUUUAUAAUUACCUUUUACAACAUAAAACACCAAAAUUUAAGUUAGUCACCUACCAGGGUUUAGUUAUUGGAAUAACAUAUCUUAGUUAUAUGUCGUAUCAUGCAGCCAAACGACCUUUCAGCGUUGUUAAAGGAGAAUUGAAUCCAAACUGCACCAUAACAGCAGUUAACAACACAUGCACUGCAUGGCGUCCGUUUUCUAAUCCAACUGAAACACAAGAUUUGUUUGGUUUACUGGAUUGUGCAUUUCUUCUCACUUAUGCGUUGGCCAUGUUUGUAAGUGGAUACAUUGCAGAACACACUAAUUUGCGUAUUUACUUAAGUUUAGGGAUGUUCUUUACUGGAAUUUUUACUAGUUUAUUUGGCUUGGGCUUUUUUUUGAAGAUUCAUUCCUUAUAUUUCUUUUUCCUUAUUCAAAUUCUCACUGGCAUCGCACAAUCAACAGGUUGGCCAUGCGUUGUUGAGGCUGUUGGUUUAUGGUUUCCAGAAGGUAAACGUGGUUUAAUAAUGGGAAUUUGGAAUACUCAUAUAUCUGUCGGAAACAUUGUUGGAACAGCUCUUGCUGCUCCUUUUGUUGAAUACAACUGGGGAUUAUCUUUUGUUGUUCCAGGCUGCUUGAUUGCUGGAAUUGGAAUUUUAGUGUUUCUUUUUUUAGUCCCAGAUCCUCGUGAAGUUAAUAUGACAAACUUGGAAGAUACAGCAUAUUCUGAAGAAGAAAUGUUAUUAGAAAAAGAAAACUUCAAGGGUGGCUCUAACGAUCACCCAAUUGGAAUAUGGAAAGCUCUAUGGAUUCCCGGUGUUGUUGAAUACUCAAUGUGUUUAUUUUUUGCUAAGUUAGUAAGUUAUACCUUCUUAUUCUGGUUACCUUUUUACAUUGGCAGUAUUUCUAUAAAAGGCAAAGUUUAUAGUAAAUCUCAAGCAGCAGAUUGGGCUACAUUGUUUGAUGUGGGGGGUGCUAUUGGUGGUGUUGUUGCUGGCGCUUUAAAUGAUUUAUCUGGCAAACCCGGUUUAGUAAAUUUUUUAUUCUUGGUUUGCGCUGCUCCUUGUUUAUUGUUGUUACAAAUCUAUGGAUCAACUAGUUUAUCAACAUUUAUAGGUUAUCUAAUGAUAACGGGAUUUUUUGUAAAUGGUCCUUAUGCAUUAAUCACUACUGCAGUAUCUGCAAGUUUAGGCGCACAUCCUUGUUUACAUGGAAAUACAAAAGCAAUGGCGGUUGUGACAUCAAUUAUUGACGCCACAGGAUCUCUUGGUGCAGCGGUCGGCCCACUAUUAGCUGGUGUUAUUUCAUCAAAAACAAAUUCAUGGGUUUUUGUCUUUUAUAUGCUUAUUUUAGCUGAUGUAUUAGCAGCACUUUUUUUAAGUAGACAGUUGUUUUGUGAGAUUAAAGCUAUUUGUAGUCGUAGAAAUAAAUCUCCAAUCAAUUCAAAUCAGUUGGUAAUCAAUGAAAAUUAACUAUUUUGUUACAAGAUAUAUUGGUAUUUCUAUUGUUAGAAAUUAUUAUUAAAAGUGUAUAUUGUUAUUAUUAUCAUGAUUAUUAUUAUUAUUAUUUUUUUUUUUUUUUUGUAUAAAAUCUUUUUGUAAUAGAAGUAAUUUAUGAGAUAAUUGAAAAAGAGACUUGUUGACUCUGGUUUAUAUCAAGAUUUUUUUUUUACUUUAUAUA
Messenger RNA from Hydra vulgaris (swiftwater hydra), 2010 nucleotides. RefSeq names its product glucose-6-phosphate exchanger SLC37A2. Gene Ontology annotation, cellular component: membrane. Gene Ontology annotation, molecular function: transmembrane transporter activity. Gene Ontology annotation, biological process: transmembrane transport. The record is from RefSeq and is a predicted model, not a curated record. NCBI's taxonomy places the organism in Eukaryota, Metazoa, Cnidaria, Hydrozoa, Anthoathecata, Hydridae.